UGUUCCUCCAAUAAAUCACGUUUCACCUUGCGUUUCACCAAUCAUAUGACACAUGAGAGUAUCGUUAGGACACAUGAGACACACAUCAGACCGUUAGGACACGAUACCGUUUUCGUAUAGCUACGUUAAAUUGCAUUGCAAUCCAGUCUCGUAUUAGCUUUCGUUCGGAGGUCUAGCUACGUCGUGAGAACAUUUGUGCAAAACCAGUUCGCUGUAAAGGUAUAACUAACAUUCAAAAAGAAACUAUACUUCCAUUACAACUUCAAUAAUAAGAGAGUAUAACACUCAAAACUAGAAUAAUAAAAUGGGUUUCGUCAAUGUUGUGGUUCAACUGGCAUUAUUCCUCGUAUUCUCAAUAAACUGUCAAAAUACGACCGGAGUUGAUUAUCAUGAGCAUCACGCAUUGGAAACAGCAUUAUUCUUGGCCAAAGUCGAUACGCAAUGCAUAAGUUACCGCUACGUCCCAUGCCGCAAGCAUACGAAAACCACGACUGUUAUUUACGAAGAUGAAGAAAUGGACGAUCCGAAUUUAUCCGAAUCGAACAACACCAUCAGGUAUGAUUUUCAAUGUAUUUCCUAUGGAUUCAUUCCGUGUCGAGAGGUUUCGCAAAAUCUGAUCCUCAAAGUCGCGGAUGAACAAGAACGACUUCAAAAAACAAGAUCAACUUACAGCAAACGACUAAGAAAGUGCGAAAAGGACAAAAAUGACGACCUGUCUCUCCUGGCAACCGAAUCCUACUGCUUAACCAGUCGAUUAACGGAAUGUGAAAUUUCUCAGUUGAUUUCACUUGAAAAAAUGAAAAUGUCAAAUGAGAAAGAACAGAUUUUAACCCAACAGUUGGCCGUGACUAAAAACCAGAAGUUUGUCCUGCUAAAAGACAAAAUAAGCUUAAUCGACAGAGUAAAAAAUUCUGAUGAAAAUUUGAAAGUGUGCAAAGAACUGGUACAUAAUGUAACCUUACAACUGGCUGAUUCCAAAAUGGAGAACAUCAAAGCGGCGGCCAAUGACGCCAAAAAUCAGUUGGGCCUUAUACGUCAGGAAUUCAAUGAUGAAACCAAACUCAUGUACACUUCCAUCGCUAAAACUUUCAGUGGCACUCCUUUUUCGGGAGAUUUGCUAAGUUACACCCUUUACCAAAUGGGCCGUAUGAGAAUUGUACCAAAACCGAAUAUACAACCACUUUUGCCCCAAUACGGCAUAGUUUUCAACGAUGUCACAUCGAUAAGAUACAACCUCGCCAUUUCACCGUGUAAGAAUUCAGCAGACAACAAUCGAAGCGUUUUUAUUGCCGUAAUAUCUGCACCUGAAAACCGAGAAAGCCGAGACAAAAUUCGACAGACGUGGAAAAAACAUGUGGAAGAGAUCAAUAGACUCAAUAGAAACAGCGACAGGAAUUGCCCCUUGUUUUGCACUAUUGAGUUUGCUUUUGUUUUAGGACCAACGACAAACACAUCAUCCCAAAUCAGUAUUACGGAAGAAAGCGCAAAAUAUAAGGACAUCAUUCAGAUUUCGGAUACGCAAGAUUUUCCAAGUUAUAUGACGAUGCCUGGGGUUAUCAAUUGGAUAUACUCUCGCUGUCCCCAAAUCGAUUUUCUAUUUAAAGUCGAAGAUGACAUGCAUGUCAACGUACACAAACUAGCGUACUUUGUUCGAGACUUUUACCAUUUCGGCAAUAAUGGAAAUAUGACCAUUUACAGUCAGCAGAACGGCGAUGAGAGUAAUAUUGGCCGGUUAAACAAGUACAAACCCAACAGAAGUGAGGAGAAGAUGGUUACGUUGGACGAGUGGCCAUGGAAUACGUAUCCGAAAUACUUUAAUGGACCUGCCUAUUUGAUGCACAAAAGUACCAUCCUCCCACUAUUGGCGGCCAUUCAAACAACGCCUGCAUUUUUCUUAGAAGAGGUCUACAUAACCGGAAUUUGUGCGGAUAAAGCCGGAAUAAGUAGAAGAGCAAGCAGCAGAAGCUUACCAGUCAUGUGGCCAUGGGCACCGAAAACUGUGAACACUACAUGGGACGCUAUUAACCUGUAUCUAACCUGGAAGAAUACGGUCUCUUACAUAUCCCACAAGGAAAUAGACGCAUUCUACAGUGGACUGGCGUCCAAUCCUAUGAGUUGUAAUAAUUACAGAGACAGCCAAAAUUUCGUUUUCUUCCCUUUGGAUUAAAAGGUGUUAUUAGGCCUACUACUUCAUAUUUUUUAAAUCUUUAUAUUCUUUACACAAUUCUUGAAUGUAGUUUGUAGUUUGUGGUUUGUAGAAAGGAAAUAUUCAAUUCAAAGAAUCUUUCCGCACAGCACGUGUGUAGUGUGUGUAUCAGCCAUUCUAUUCAGUUGGAUUAAUAAAUCUUUCAGCACGG
Molecule: messenger RNA, 2357 nt
Organism: Daphnia pulex (common water flea)
Lineage: Eukaryota; Metazoa; Arthropoda; Branchiopoda; Diplostraca; Daphniidae
Exons: 4
Coding region: 305-2167 (620 amino acids)
Cellular component (GO): membrane
Molecular function (GO): hexosyltransferase activity
Source: RefSeq, a predicted model, not a curated record